Messenger RNA from Morus notabilis, 561 nucleotides. RefSeq names its product casparian strip membrane protein 1. The transcript is spliced from 3 exons. Bases 1 to 561 code for a protein of 186 amino acids. NCBI's taxonomy places the organism in Eukaryota, Viridiplantae, Streptophyta, Magnoliopsida, Rosales, Moraceae. The record is from RefSeq and is a predicted model, not a curated record.
AUGAAGGGAGAACAAGUUGAAGUGGGUGAGAUCUCCAGGGAAUCAACACGUCCAAGCCAAAGUGUGAGAGUGCUGUCUCUACUAGACUUCAUUCUGCGAAUAAUUGCUGCACUAGGAACUCUAGCAAGUGCCAUAGCCAUGGGAACCUCUAGGCAAACACUUUCAUUUGUCACUAGAUUCACACGCUUCAGAGCCGUCUAUAAAGACCUUCCCACAUUUACGUUCUUUGUGAUCGCCAAUUCUAUUGUUUGCGUUUAUCUUGUGGUUUCUCUCUGCCUCUCUUUUAUCCAUAUCAUCAAGAGUGCUGCUGUGAAGAGUAGGAUUUUCUUGGUCAUAUUUGACACGGUGAUGAUGGGUCUUCUAACCGCCGGAGCAUCAGCAGCAGCCGCUAUAGUGGCCAUGGCGCAUAACGGGAGCACAGGCGCCAACUGGGUUCCAUUUUGCCAGCAAUUCCGGAGCUUCUGCGAUCGCAUUUCUGGCUCUCUGAUCGGUUCUUUUGUCUCUGUGGUUGUCUUCAUUUUGAUCAUCAUCGUAACAUCUGUGGCCAUCUCUCGACGCUGA